Triticum turgidum subsp. durum (durum wheat) is the source of this 1212-nucleotide messenger RNA. Lineage: Eukaryota; Viridiplantae; Streptophyta; Magnoliopsida; Poales; Poaceae. The record is from the annotation of a GenBank genome assembly.
AUGCUUCUGGGCGCUAAGGUGGUACCCCGCGACAAGAAGCAGCAAGGAGGCGGCGAGGAGGCGGAGAUGGGAGGUGACGGGAUGAGGGCAAGUGAGGUUGUUAGCAAGGAGAUGGAGGGCGUCCGUGCCAUCGUGCUCAAGCCGUCCGAGUCCCUCGACGAGUCGCGGUUCACCAAAAUCGCCGGCGCCGACUUCAACGACGCCGGCCUCGGCCUCGACGGCCUUCUUGGCUCGCUCGCCUCCACGGGCUUCCAGGCGUCCAACCUCGGCGACGCCAUCGACGUCGUCAAUCAGAUGUUAGAUUGGAGCUUGUCGCAUGAGAAGCCAAGCGAGGACUGUGAUGAAGCUGAACUUGACCCGAAAUACAGAGAAUCUGUCAAGUGCAAGAUAUUUCUUGGUUUCACUUCAAACCUUGUUUCUUCCGGUAUACGGGAUGUUAUACGGUUUCUGGCUCAGCAUCACAUGGUGGAUGUUAUUGUUACGACAGCUGGGGGUAUAGAGGAAGACCUCAUAAAAUGCCUCGCACCAACUUACCGAGGUGAAUUUUCUUUACCUGGGGCACUGCUACGGUCAAAAGGACUUAACCGGAUAGGAAAUCUGUUGGUGUCCAACGAUAACUAUUGCAAGUUUGAAAACUGGAUCAUGCCACUCUUUGACCAGAUGCUACAAGAACAAUCUGCUGAGAAUGUCUGGACACCAUCAAAAGUGAUUGCUCGUCUUGGCAAAGAAAUAAAUGAUGAAAGCUCCUACCUUUACUGGGCAUACAAGAACAAUAUUCCUGUAUACUGCCCAGCAUUGACUGAUGGAUCACUCGGAGACAUGCUGUUUUGUCAUGCAGUUCACAAUCCUGGUCUUAUUAUUGACAUUGUACAAGAUAUAAGGCUGAUAAAUGGUGAAGCCAUUCAUGCAAGCCCAAGGAAGACAGGGGCCAUAAUUCUUGGUGGAGGCCUUCCAAAGCAUCACAUAUGCAAUGCAAAUAUGUUUCGCAAUGGUGCAGAUUAUGCAGUCUAUAUCAACACAGCUCAAGAGUUUGAUGGAAGCGACUCAGGAGCACAGCCAGAUGAAGCAGUUUCAUGGGGAAAGAUCAAAGGUUCAGCAAAGCCUGUAAAGCUUUUGGAAAUCCAGGUUCACUGUGAUGCUACUAUCGCUUUCCCAUUACUUGUAGCCGCAACAUUUGCACGGAGGUCUCAUAGUGCAAAUUCAACCAACUGA